UUUUUUUAUUUUCCACCAGGGCCUCUAGCUGUCACUUAAGACUUGAGUAUAGAUACUGCUCUCUCAAGGACAAACAGGAAAAGAAACUUAUCGGGUUUUCUUUCCUCAAUCUCAUGCAUCAGAAUGAAACUGUGAUUUGUGAUGGAAUACACGAUCUACCGAUCAUCAGAUGUGAUCCUACCGAUACCCUCCACCCUGCCAUAUACCUCGCAGCUUCAGAACAAGAUCUUGAGUCGAACAGACAACUUAAGGAAUAUGUGAGAGUAUCAACCCUCCUGUGUUCAACCAAAUUAACCCAGAACCCGGACCUUAUGCAUCUUCUCAAAUGGCGAAGUCAUCAGGACCGAAUACCAGAUAUACUGACCAAGGUGAUGAAAACACCCGGAGAGGAAAUAGUAAAAUUUCUUCAAGAUAUUCUUGGUAAUUUAUUUUAA
Eurytemora carolleeae is the source of this 434-nucleotide messenger RNA. RefSeq names its product dedicator of cytokinesis protein 3. The transcript has 4 exons. The record is from RefSeq and is a predicted model, not a curated record. The coding region runs from base 114 to 434 and encodes 106 amino acids. Gene Ontology annotation, cellular component: plasma membrane; cytoplasm. NCBI's taxonomy places the organism in Eukaryota, Metazoa, Arthropoda, Copepoda, Calanoida, Temoridae. Gene Ontology annotation, biological process: small GTPase-mediated signal transduction. Gene Ontology annotation, molecular function: small GTPase binding; guanyl-nucleotide exchange factor activity.